UACAAACAGUAUUCGUGAACUAUUCGUUAGUGAGGAUGCAGCUUAACAUAAUUUGUUUAGUUAUCUAUAAAAUUAUUUUUAAAGAAUUUUAAAUAAACAAUUUCUAUCUUAUUCUAAUAAUAUGGAUGAAGAAAUGCGUACUCUUUGGUGUGGAAAUUUAAGUGAAAAAGUGACAGAAGAAAUUCUAUAUGAAUUAUUUUUACAGGGUGGUCCAGUACAAAGAGUUACUAUUCCUAAAGAUCGUGAUGGCAAACAAAGAACAUAUGGAUUUGUAACAUAUAAACAUAUCAAUUCUGUAUUAUAUGCCUUAGAAUUAUUUGAUGGUACAUCUUUAUUUAAUCGUCCUCUUAAUAUGAGCCCAAGGAAAAACACAUUGUCACAAAUUAACAACUCUCAAGAUAAUUUUGUUCAUUUGAAUCAUUGGCUUCAAUUAGGUCAAGAAAUGUUAUUAGGAAAUGAUAUGUCUCAUUUGAAAGGAGAUACAUUCGGAAUGAAUAUGAUAUCAAAUACAGAUUCACACAUGAAACAUACAGAUAAUUAUUCUUAUAAAGAUGAUAGAAGGUCUCGACGAGUACAUCCUUAUCAUAGAGAACAACAUAAAAAUAGUAACCAUCAUAAUAAUCAUAAGAAUAUUCAUUAUUCCAAACGCGAUUAUAAAAAUAUUAGACAUAGUUACUCUUAAUAAAUCUUAAUUUAAAUAUAAAUAAAAUAUAAUUUUUACUAGUAUUAGUUUGAUAAAAAUAUUCCUUAUUUAUUUUUAAAAAAGUACCAAAUCCAGAUUCAGGUAAAAUUUUUCGUAAUCUUGCAUUUUUAUUUUUAAAAAGAAUUUCUAUAAUAUAAUAAGAUUAUUUUUUCAUUUUGAUUGCUAUAUGAGCAUAAAUGUAUUCAAUUUAUUUCAAUCAUUUAAAUUAGAUUAAAUUAAAGUAUGUAUUAAAUAGAAGAAUUAUUUCUAUUUAUUAAUCAUAAGGUACAUGAUAAUAAUCAUAUGGCUUAUAACAUUUUGUACGAUUUAUACGAAAUUUUGUAUUUUGUUGAAUUAUAUGAAAAGCCCUUUCGGCAGUCAUAAUAACAGCAGCAUUAAUAUUACCGCUUGGUAAAAAUGGAAAUACAGAUGCGUCGAUUACAUAUAAAUUUGUUGUACCAUAAAUCCUAUAAUAAAUAAUUUAUAUUUAUUAUAUUAGCACUCUUAUAUAAAAAAUAAAAUAGCUUUAUAUA
Molecule: messenger RNA, 1215 nt
Organism: Apis florea (little honeybee)
Lineage: Eukaryota; Metazoa; Arthropoda; Insecta; Hymenoptera; Apidae
Product: splicing regulator RBM11
Biological process (GO): regulation of alternative mRNA splicing, via spliceosome
Cellular component (GO): nucleus
Molecular function (GO): single-stranded RNA binding
Source: RefSeq, a predicted model, not a curated record